Molecule: messenger RNA, 2773 nt
Organism: Cucumis melo (muskmelon)
Lineage: Eukaryota; Viridiplantae; Streptophyta; Magnoliopsida; Cucurbitales; Cucurbitaceae
Product: transcription factor BIM1
Exons: 12
Coding region: 695-2374 (559 amino acids)
Biological process (GO): DNA-templated transcription
Molecular function (GO): DNA-binding transcription factor activity; protein dimerization activity
Source: RefSeq, a predicted model, not a curated record
UAUAUGAAGAAAAGAGAGAGAGUUUCUUCCGACCUCAAGUCUCGUCUUCCGCCGCACUGUUUGCUCUCUCACAAAUACCAAAUUUCACAAAACAAUUAAACAAAUUCAGAUCGAUAUUAAUUACCAAUUCUUUUGCCAUUUUUUCCCCUCAAUUCUUCCUAGUUUAUUCGAGUUACUAAGUAAUUCCGGCCAUUUCUGAAGAUAAGAUUGCAAAAUUGAACUCCAUUAUCGUUUUACUGAACCAUCCGGCGUUGGAACUUCAUCUGAACUGUUGACAGAUCUUUAGAAUUUCGUUGUGGUGGAGGAUUCGCCUUCGGUAGAAGAAUUCGUUUCUCCGGAAUUUGAUGAUCGGAAGUGAAUUUUCUCGAGAAACGAGUAGAAUUCGGGAAUCGUGCGAAAAGUCUAUACCUAAUGCGAGUUAAAGAAAUUAACCCUAGCUUUGUCGUAAAGAGACUGAGAACGCUUCGUCUUGGAGAUCUCCAGCAGCUGGAGACUUACUCCAGAAUUUUGGUAAUUGGCUGCUUUCCAUGCCUGGAGUGGAUCUAAGAAUUAAUUCCAGUAUUUUCUUGCUCUAUCUUGCUCUGAAUUUCAUAAACCACUGCUACCAUCUCCGAAGCGUUACAAAUCCAAAUUCCGCGAGAAUUAUUCAAAUUCCAGUUGUGGACUUUCAAUUCCAAAAUUGGCGAAAAUUCCGAUGGAACUUCCUCAACCUCGUCCGUUUGGAGCCGAAGGAAGCAAAUCAACACACGACUUCCUCUCACUGUAUACACAUUCAAGUCCACAGCUAGAUCCAAGAUCAACAGCACAAGGUAGUUAUCUUAAAACACACGAUUUCCUACAACCACAAGAGCGCAUAAGGAAGGCCAGUACAAAGGAAGAGGCGGAUGUGGAGAGGCCACCGCCACCUGCACCACCACCCUCCGUCGAGCAUCUUCUCCCGGGAGGAAUCGGGACUUAUAGUAUAAGUCACGUUUCAUAUUUUGACCAGAGGGUGGUUCUGCCGAAGCCUGAAGGUUCGGUUUUCACUGGUGUUCGAUCGAGUAGCAGCGCCGAGAGAAAUGAUGAGAACUCCAACGGCAGUUCUUUCGCAGCGGCCGGAAGUGGAUUCACUCUUUGGGAAGAAUGUUCAGUGAAAAAGGGAAAGACAGGGAAGGAGAAUAAUGUGGGAGAUAGACCCCAUGAACCUCGAGCGAGCACCAGCCAAUGGACGGCGUCCAUGGAGCGGCCGUCGCAAUCUUCUUCGAACAACCAUCACAACACUUUCAGUUGUCUCUCAUCGUCUCAGCCGACAGGAACCAAGAACCCGACUUUCAUGGAGAUGCUAAAGUCCGCCCAGAGUACCUCUCAGGAUGAGGAACUUGAUGACGACGGUGAUUUUGUAAUCAAGAAAGAAACCUCUACCGCCAAUAAAGGUGGAUUGAGGAUUAAAGUUGAUGGAAAUAGCUCGGAUCAAAAGGCGAAUACUCCAAGAUCAAAGCACUCUGCAACAGAGCAGCGAAGAAGAAGCAAGAUAAACGACAGAUUUCAGAUGCUUAGAGGCCUCAUUCCUCAUAGUGAUCAAAAGAGGGACAAGGCAUCUUUCUUGUUAGAGGUAGUGGAGUACAUUCAAUUCUUACAGGAAAAGGUCCAGAAGUAUGAAGGUUCAUACCAAGAAUGGAAUCAGGAAAUGGCAAAACUGGUGCCGUUGAGAAACAAUCAACGGAGUGCAGAUGUUUAUAACGAUCAACCACGAGGGAUAAGUAGUGGUUCUGUUCCUGCACUAGUUUUAGCAGCAAAGUUCAUCGAGAAAAAUUCUCCGUUAUCUCCAAUUGUUCCUGGGAGUUCGCAUAAUGCGGUAGAUUCUGACACAAGUUCUGCUUCUACCUUGAAAGCAGUUGAUCACCAUUCUGGAAGAACAAGCAAUGCAUUACCAUUUCCCAUGUCGAUGCCGCCAAAACUUUCUGCAUCUACAAGGGAUGGAAAUUUAGUUCCUCAACCCCCAAAGCAAUUGUCAUCUGGAACGGAUCACUCCUCAUUACGCCCUGAAAUCCGGUCAUGUGAGGCCAGAUGCUACAAUAGUGAUGUUGCUGUCGCAAGUGAAAUGCAGAAAGAACAAGAUUUGACCAUUGAAGGGGGUACCAUUAACAUCUCUAGUAUAUAUUCUCAAGGGUUAUUAAAUACUCUCACCCACGCAUUACAAAGUUCCGGAGUGGAUCUAUCGCAAGCCAGAAUCUCUGUCCAAAUAGAACUCGGCAAGCGAGCAACUAGACGAGCCAUAUCUCCAGCAUCCAUUGUUAAGGAUGUAAACGACAUGGGAACAAUGCACGCUAGAGUUUCGGCCACAGAGGAUUCCGAGAGAGCCACAAAGAAGCUGAAGACUACAAUGAAAAACUAGUGUGAGAAUUCCCAGUCUUUUGACGAUCUUUCAUAAAUUUAUUCAUUUUUUUUGGUUGGGGGGCUUCUCUUCCUUUUUUGGGGGCUCCCUUCCCAUGUAUCUUCCCACUAAGUUCCAAAAACUACACAACUAUCCAUAAUUUAUGUCUAGUUUAAAUUCAUUUUGCUGGGGAUAUACCUAAACCUACCUACCCUACACAAUGGUAUAAUAUAUAUAUAUAUAUAUAUAUAUAAUAUAUGUAACAUUAAACCUAAACUUCUUCUCUCUCUCUCUCUCCCCCCCCUAUUCUUAUAAUUGAGGCUUCCACCCUAACAUUGAGAAGCCGCUUUUUCUUUAUCCUAAAGUCUUCCUCUUGUGUAAAUCAUAAUUAAGCCUUCUCCUUCAAACAUGUUUCUUUCA